Messenger RNA from Momordica charantia (bitter melon), 1080 nucleotides. RefSeq lists its product as uncharacterized. Lineage: Eukaryota; Viridiplantae; Streptophyta; Magnoliopsida; Cucurbitales; Cucurbitaceae. Gene Ontology annotation, molecular function: sequence-specific DNA binding; DNA-binding transcription factor activity. Gene Ontology annotation, cellular component: nucleus. The record is from RefSeq and is a predicted model, not a curated record. Gene Ontology annotation, biological process: regulation of secondary shoot formation.
AUGUUUUCUUCCACCAACAAUCUCCACCUUUUCCCUCUUCAACAGUACUUCCCUUCCUCCUCCUCCUCCUCCUACCACCACCACCUUGUUCCUCCUCCGCCUCCUCCGACACUGCCACACCAUCAUCCCGAGGCGAACCCGGGCGACGUUUUCCUCCCCCACGACCCGCUCGGGGGCGCUCCAUUGUUCCUCCAAGCCCCUGAAGAAGGUGGGAGGAUGAAGAAUGAGCAGCAAGAAGUGGUGGUAAUGUCACAAAAUGGGCAUCAGCAGCAGUGUUUCAGCAGCACCACCAAAAAAUCCACAGUGAAGAAGGAUCGGCACAGCAAGAUUUACACAGCUCAGGGCCUGAGGGACAGGAGGGUGAGAUUGUCCAUAGAGAUUUCUAGAAAGUUCUUUGAUCUUCAAGACAUGUUGGGUUAUGACAAGGCCAGCAAAACCCUAGAUUGGCUCCUCACAAAGUCAAGAAAAGCCAUCAAAGAGCUCACCAAGAAAAAUGGGGCUGCUGCUCUUGUCCCUAAAAACAGCAACUUGUUCAAUAAUUUUGAAGAAUGUGAGGUUAUUUCCAAUGAUGAGGCAGAGAAAUUCAUGGGCUCAUCAAAAUCUUCCCCUAAGAAAAAUUUGGUUGGAUUUCACGAUGUUGUGGCUAAGGAAUCUAGGGCAAAGGCAAGGGCAAGGGCUAGGGAAAGGACUAAGGAGAAAAUCAUGAACAAAUCCCAGCCCUUGCCUGAGAUUUUGAGCCACCAAUUCCGACCGUCGCCUCCGCCUCCACCGCCGCCCGCAACAGCGGAGCAGGAAAACAACAACAUCAUUGGGAUCAUGUGGAAGCCAUCUCCUAUCACUACUUCUAAUUACCAGAAGAAUUUGGUGAUCUCCAAAGGAGAUGCUGCUGCUUAUUACAACAAUUGCAACAACUUCUAUUUUCCUUCUAAUUUGCCUCCAAAUUGGGACAUCAAUGUUGACUCCUUUGCCAGAGCACAAUCUGGGUUUUGUUCUAUUGCCAACAUAGAUUCUUUUCCAGAAUUUCAAGUGUGUGCUAAGCCUUGGGAUAAUGCCUGCAGCAACAACCAACACCUGCACUAA